AUCCACUUCCCAUAUCUCUGCCUCAGGUUCCUUAUAAUAUUCACUUUCUUUACAAUCUUUCAAACUCUUCUUACACACCUUCAUUCCCUCCUAUCUCUCCUACAUACUCUUCACGGGCUUCUUUCAUAAAACUUGUACUCACACUCAUCUCCCAAUUGUCCCAUAUAUAUCUACUCCAUAUCCAGUCCACCCAUCCUGAUAAUCAUUCUCAAUCAUGGCUUCCUUGAAAUCUGACAUCUUUUCGGAGCCCGCCAAAUCAUGCUCAAGUUCGAAACGGUUACAAAAUGCGCUGAAGGCCAUUUACACCGAACUGGAGCAGAAUGGAGGGGAUGGAAACCAAUGGCUGGUCCUCAUGGGCAUGCCCCAAACGACCAUUGACAGGCUGAGCGAAGCGGACGACAUACUGCCAGAAAUUGGAGUCCGGUUCAUGUGGGAAGCAAAGACGGGGCUCUUCAAAGUCGUGCCAUCUGCUUCAUAUGAGUUCACUACGUCAGAAAUAACGCGUUACAUCGAAGACCAGAGAGUUCAAAUGGGGAUACCACGAACAGAAGUUUCCUGGGGGAGAACAACCACGAACCCUGGUACUGUUUCGACACACGGCAAGCAACCUGACGAGAGCUUUUAUCCUUCGAGCCGCCCGACUUCUUUUGGCCAGUUAAGUGGAUGGCCGACACUUGUUAUCGAAACUGGUGUCUCAGAAUCUAUGGCAAAGCUCCGGCGCGACGCAACCUGGUGGUUUCAGAAUUCUUCUGGAGACACUAGAACUGUCCUUCUUGUCUCGAUCAAAUCCAGGAGCAGAGAGUUACGCAUUGAGAAAUGGCAACUUGCCCCUCCCAACAUAGGUAGACCGGGUACUACUAGACAACUUAUCGACCAUUUACGCCAGCAACCCGACCAAAUGCCACCUCUAGUCCAGCAGCCCGCAAAUAUGCAGCUCGCAUUUUCUAUUCAGGAGGUAGUCAUUACGCCAACGUCGAUAAUCGGACAGCCUCUUGUGAUCCCAUUUAGGGCUAUGUUUGAUCGGCAACCUACUGGAGCCGAGCGAGAUAUAGUCAUAGAUAAUGAGGGCUUUCGCGAGAUUUCACGUUUCAUAUGA
Molecule: messenger RNA, 1096 nt
Organism: Aspergillus piperis CBS 112811
Lineage: Eukaryota; Fungi; Ascomycota; Eurotiomycetes; Eurotiales; Aspergillaceae
Exons: 2
Coding region: 215-1096 (293 amino acids)
Source: RefSeq, a predicted model, not a curated record